AUGGGGCGGACUCUGCUUUUACUAUGGGCGCUUCUAGGAGGUGCAAUCGCCAAACAAUAUCAGCUCAAAAGUUCUACCAAGAUCCCAUCCGAAUGGAAUCAAAAAGGCCGAGCUCACCCGGACGAGAUUGUUGAUGUUUCAAUUGGGCUUGUGCAGCAUAAAUUUCCUGAGCUCGAGGAAAGACUCCUACAAGUCUCUGACCCUUCGCAUCCGCACUAUGGGAUUCAUCUCUCAGCUCAAGAAGUCCAGCAGAUCGUACGACCUGCAACAGGGUCAUUCCUUGAGGUCCAAGCCUGGUUGGACGAGCUAGAACCCUCGGGAGGGGCCAAUAUCACGAUAUCACCCGCGGGUGACUGGUUGGAUAUUACCUUACCCAUAUCACAUCUUGAGCAGCUACUUCAGACCAAGUACUGGGUAUUUGAACACUCAGUGUCUAGAAUUCGAGCAAUUCGCUCACAGGAAUGGUCUCUACCCACUCACUUGAUGGAUGUAAUUGAUGUGAUCACUCCGACCAAUGUUUUCAUCCACCCGACCGUCCAAUUUCGAUUGGGCGCACCUCCUCCAGUCUGGGAGAAAGAAGGUCGUCUACCGACGUAUCAAGACCUCAUCGAUGAAGAUCUAUUAGAUAGGAGCAGACUAGAGAUCCCAAACCAGGACCAAUUAUCAGCGCAUCCCACAGUGAAAGAGGCCUGUAAUCGUCUGGCCAUUUCUCCAUUGUGCCUUCGGGUCCUCUACGGGACCUUGGCAUACGAGCCUCAAUCCUCAGAUCGCAACACAAUUGGCAUCGUGAACUUUCUCGGCGAAGUCGCGAACCGGUCAGACAUCGCGCUCUAUCUUGAUCGAUAUCGCCCAGACGCGGCCGCAGCCCACGCCGAAGACUCCUUCGCAGUGGAGAUAGUCAACGGCGGCGAUGAUCAACAAACUCUCAAUACCCCGACCCAGAUGAAAGAUAAGAAAGGAUACGAAGGUGCGUUGGAUGCCCAGACUGUGUUGGGAAUCAGCUGGCCCACAUCCCUUAUCACCUACAACGUCGGCGGUGACCCUCCUUUCCACCCGCUCAAAGUUCACACUGAGAAUACCAAUGAGCCCUAUCUUGCGUGGCUGCGCUACAUGCAGACUGUGGAGCACCCACCGUCCGUCAUCUCCAUCUCAUAUGCGGAGGACGAGAAGACCGUCCCGGUUGAGUAUGCUCGACGGGUAUGUGCGGAAUUCGCGCAAUUGGGCGCGCGAGGGGUCUCGAUCCUAGUCGCUAGUGGUGACUAUGGGGUCGGACGCAACAAGCAGUGUCUUGACAUCGACGAGAAGAAGCGACGCUUUAUGCCCAGCUUCCCUGCCAGUUGCCCUUAUGUCACAACCGUGGGAGCGACGCGGUUCCUCGAACCGGAAAUGGUCGCAUUCGAUGCUCGGAGUAGUUACUCAAGUGGCGGUGGGUUUAGUGACGUGUUUCCUCAGCCAAAGUAUCAGGAAGCCGCCGUCGAAGCGUAUCUGCGACAACUGGAUCACCAGACGAAGGUAGGCGAGCUCGCUAAUUAUACUGGCUUUUUCAAUCGCCACGGGCGGGCAUACCCGGAUAUUGCAGCCAUGGGGUACCAUUUCUCUGUCAUGUGGAAUGGCACUGCUCAUCUUCAGGACGGGACCAGCGCGUCAACGCCGACCGUCGCGUCGAUUGUCGGUCUCGUGAACGACGCAUUAGUCGCUGGGGAUCGACCAACUCUAGGAUUCCUCAAUCCGUGGCUAUAUUCUUCGGGAUAUGAGGCCUUUCGGGAUGUCACGAAUGGGUCGAAUCUAGGGUGUAACACCUCGGGGUUUCCGGCCACAGAGGGAUGGGAUGCUGCCACGGGAUUCGGAACACCAUGGUUCCCCAAGCUCAAGGAUCUGGCACUGGAACCACAAUUUCGAUCUAUCCGCCCAUGGUAUUAUCUGCCGGAUUUGUGA
Penicillium soppii is the source of this 1935-nucleotide messenger RNA. Its product is annotated as S53 family peptidase. The coding region runs from base 1 to 1935 and encodes 644 amino acids. Gene Ontology annotation, biological process: proteolysis. Lineage: Eukaryota; Fungi; Ascomycota; Eurotiomycetes; Eurotiales; Aspergillaceae. The transcript is spliced from 3 exons. Gene Ontology annotation, molecular function: tripeptidyl-peptidase activity; serine-type endopeptidase activity. The record is from RefSeq and is a predicted model, not a curated record.